Messenger RNA from Durusdinium trenchii, 2370 nucleotides. NCBI's taxonomy places the organism in Eukaryota, Dinophyceae, Suessiales, Symbiodiniaceae. The record is from the annotation of a GenBank genome assembly.
AUGGGCUAUGAACUGAAGGUGUUGGAGGUGGCUGAUCCAAUGCCAGGCACCCAACACGUGGAGAUCCGGGCGCACUUCACGCGCGUAGCAGCGCGCGUAGCAGCGCGCGUGCCGGGGGUUCCCGGCGGCGCGCUGCGGAGGGGCGUAGCCGGGCGGUCGACCUGUGCCAAGACGGAGUGGCUCUGUGGUCGCUGCGAGAAUUUGGUCUUCCGCCGGCACCGGCACCUCUGCCCCCGCUGCGGCGCGCUGCGGGAGGCCGGAGCUGAGGCCCGGCUGCGGCGCAAGGUGGAGAUAUCCACGGUCAUCAAAGCCUUGCAGAGAGAUGCCGACGUGAGGGAAGACUGGCUGGCACACUGCAAGGCAUCAGAUGCAUCCAAGGAUCCCAUGAAGCACCUACACGAAUCCAAUGUGCAGUUCCUGCAGCAAUGGCUGUCACAUCCUGGGCUCCAAGCCUAUCAAAGCCUUCUUCACCAGCAUGGGCUGCUGCUUCCCUCUUCCUCGCCCACCAUGGACACCUCCGGGUCGUCCCCCUCCGGGUCCCCUGCGGGGGUCACGUUGCCCGCCCUGCGCCUGGGCCGUGCAUGGCCUCGACGGCUGCUGCUGCUGUGGGCGGAGCGGGUCGCCACGGCGAUCCCCUGGGCCCAGGAGCUGCUGGAGAGCGUGGCCGGCAGCGGAAGCGAUGCCUGCGGUGCCUGCGAUGCCUGCGGCUUGCGGCGGUUGUGGGUCAGCCACUCAACGCUGCGGCCCAGUGGUCCUUGGGAUUGGCUGGACGUGACGCAGACGCAAGAGCUCUUGGGAUCCGAGCGAGACAUCUGCGUCUUGGUUUGCUCGCCUCACCUUCACGCCGAUGCCUUCGGGGUCUUGUCUGGCUUGCUGCUGGGCGGUGGCUUGUUGGUGCUGGUGGCUGAGACCGGGCGCGCCAGGUCUCCUUUUCAGAGCUCGCCCUUCGACCGACGUUUCUGGCACUUCUUGCAGCGCUGCCCCCACGCGCGCCUCGCGUACGGCAGCCCCUGUCUCGAGCACGUGGGCGAGGAGCACGAGAACGGCGCGGCCGCGCACGCGGCGACGGCGGCGGAGGCCGAGGAGGCCGAGGAGGCCGAGAUGAAGACGGUGGGGCUGUGCAAGACGGUGGAGCAGAAAGCAGCACUGGAGGCCUUGUUGAACCAUGUCCAGACGACCCGUGGCAGCGCCGUGGCACUCUUGGCACCACGGGGGCGUGGCAAAAGUAGCUUGCUCGGGCUGCUGGCAGCAGCACUCAAAGAGGACGUGCUGGUAGUAGCUCCGACAGUGAGCUCGGUGGUGGAAGUCUUUCAACGCGCAAAGAAGGCACUGGCCACACGGGCACAGGUGCUGGAGCAUCAUGCAGGCGCCGAGGAUUGGUGUCUGGAGGUCAUGGAGAGCGGUUCCACUUGGCGGAUCUCGCUCCACAUCGGACUGCCCGAGCUCUCCGCGACGACGCUGCUGCUCGACGAGGCCGCGCGCUUUCCGCCCGCGGCGCUCCAGGCCGUGCUGAUGGCCGCGGCGGACCGGGCGGCGCGGUGCGUGGUGGCCAGCACCGUGCAUGGCUAUGAGGGCACCGGAAGCGGGUUGAUGAGGCUGGUGGAGCAGUUGCAAUUGGAGGUGGUGCGGCUGCGGCAGCCGAUCCGGUGGCCUCCGGAGGAUCCACUGGAAGGCCUGGCCUCGAAGACGUUGCAACUCGAUCCGGAACCGCUCCCAGUCGAUCGGACGCUCUACGAGGGACUACGAGCUGAGGAGCUCUCGGUGGAGCGCGUGCGACGCCCGGUUCUCCUCCAGAACGAAGAGAUCCUUCGCGAAGUCUAUGGGCUGCUGUCCAUCGCCCACUACCGCACGGGCCCGGGGGAUUUGCGCAUGCUCCUGGACGAGACCCGCCUCGAGGUCUUUGGCCUGUGGAACCGACGGCGGGGCGUGACCGUGACGGUGGGAACUGGUCUGUGCGCCUGCGCGUUGCUGGUGCAUGAGCAACGAGGGAACUUGAAGCGCCAUGACCUUCUGGCAGAGUCACUGAAGGAGUCCUUGGGGUGUCCGGGCCUGGAAGAGAGUGAGCCAAAGACGGAAGAGCCCUUGAGAUGUGUGAGAGUCGUGCGUGUGGCGGUGCAUCCGGAGCUCCAAGGUCGAGGCUUGGGGCGGCAACUGGUCAAGGAGCUCAGUGCCACCCUCCAAGCACGAGGCUCGGUGGAUCUGCUGGGCGUCGUCUUCCGCGGCCCCGCGCCGCGCCUGUGGCGCUUCUGGCGCGACGCCUGCGGCUGGAGCGCCCGCGCGGCGCCCGCGCAGAAGCUGUCGCUGUUCCUGCGGGCGGUGUCGGCGCGGGCAGAGCAGUGGAUGGAAACGGCGAAGAUGGAAGCAGGAUGA